This is a messenger RNA of Linum tenue, 294 nucleotides long. NCBI's taxonomy places the organism in Eukaryota, Viridiplantae, Streptophyta, Magnoliopsida, Malpighiales, Linaceae. The record is from the annotation of a GenBank genome assembly.
AUGGGUUUGGCCGGGAAGCUGGAAUCGGUCAACAGUUUCAGCAGGAAGCAAUGCAGGAGCUUGUUCUGGAGAGUGAGAGCUGCGGUGAAGAAGGCUAUGAAGAACAGAUGGGGGAGCCAACACGGGAAGAAGAAAUUCCAGUAUGAUCCCUCGAGUUACGCUCUGAAUUUCGAUGACAGCUGCCGCCGGUUCUCCUCCUCCACAGCCGCCGCCAUCGGGAACAACAAUGUUGAUGGGAACAGCAUUUUUACCAUCUGGGUUUACGUCGUUUGGGUAGAAUCAUUCGGUUUCUAG